Molecule: messenger RNA, 525 nt
Organism: Rodentolepis nana
Lineage: Eukaryota; Metazoa; Platyhelminthes; Cestoda; Cyclophyllidea; Hymenolepididae
Source: the annotation of a GenBank genome assembly
AUGGAUGAAUUGGCUAAAAACAUUAGUCGUUUGAGUUUGCGCCAAAAUCCGUCUGAAUCUCAUGAACCCUUGAGCAUUAUGUCUCAGGCAAAUCUUCUUCUUACCCCCCUGACUGGCGAUAUCUUCACGAACGAUUCAAUUCUCAAUGAUCCAUUCAUUGAGCAAUACUCAACUCCUGUAAAGACUGAAACCACUGCUAAUAUUCUUCCUGAAGCAAGUUGUAUAGAUGAUUUUGAAGAGGAAUUGCCCCCAGGAAUCGUGUUGUGUGAAUCAACACCACUGGAAAGAAAUGCACCCCAUGCAUCCAAGGCGAAGGAUAAGCCACUUUCGCCAUCUCAAUUGGAGAAUUAUCAAAAGACCCCUCCUCAUUCACAAGCCAAUCUCAUGGAUGUGUACGAUAACCACAUUAUCGAUGAGGAAUUACCGAUGGAAAAGAGAGGAAAAAGGAAGAAGGGACCAUCGAAUACAUCUCGUUUUUAUCAAAUACACGUGAGUUUAAUUGAUAUGACUACGACUUUGCUAUAG